Molecule: messenger RNA, 420 nt
Organism: Linum tenue
Lineage: Eukaryota; Viridiplantae; Streptophyta; Magnoliopsida; Malpighiales; Linaceae
Source: the annotation of a GenBank genome assembly
AUGGAUUCCGGAUCAAAAUUGAUGGUGGUGGCAGCUUUCCUGCUCUUAACCAUUUCGAGCUUCCUUGUCGUCGACGCGAGGCUUGCAGACACGAGCAUCGUCAGGGGACCGGAUUGUAUCGGUAAGUCAGAGGAUCAAGAGUACAACGGCAAAGUGGCUCGUCUCAUCAACAUAUUCGUCGACGAGACGAAAAAUGUGCAGCGCAGCCAUCACAGCGAUUACAGUUACGUUCACAGCUACCCGAAUCGUGACAACGGCUCGGUCAUCGGAGGCGCUACCUGCGACAGGCACCUUUGGAAGCUGGAUUGUUGGGCGUGUUUGGUCACUGCUAAGAACAAACUCAAGAGCAAUUGCGAGCAUACCCUUGAUGCUAGGCUCGAAUUGGCAGAUUGUUCCAUCUGGUACAAAAUGAUCCAAUAA